UCUUCCAUCAGAGACAAGGGUUAUAGGAAAAGAGUGAGCAAAUGGCUGAUACUGAAAUCUCUCCUUUCUUGAAUAAACUUGGUUACAUGCUGUUGGCAGAGGUUGAUUCUCUUCACGAAGUUGAAAAUGAACUCUGGUCUCUGCAUUGGCUAUUGACACGGCUAACAUCUUUUCCAAUGGAUGUUAGCAAAGACUACUACUUGAUGGAGUACCGAAAAAAAGCUAUGGAAGUCAUAACCAUACUCCAUGAGGCUGAAGAUGUUAUCGAUUCAUAUCUGGACACUACAAAAUGCCGAAAUUAUUCCACCUCAGCCCAUAAAGUGCUUAAAUUUACGAGCCAAAUUAAGGGUAUGAUGGAUAAACUCAAGGGAUUGCAUGUGUGGUUCCAUGAUCACUUCACCAAGUCUUGUAGUACUUGUGGCACCUCCUCAUCAUCAAAGAGAUCAUUAGCGAAUGAAGUUGGCGAUCAUAUGGUAGUAGUCCUUGAAGAUGAGGUACAAAAGAUGAUAGAUCUGCUCAAGGAUGAGGAGGAUCCUCAACGUGAAGUCAUUCCCGUCGUUGGGCCUGGAGGGAUUGGAAAGACAACUCUUGUUCGAAAAGUUUACAAUCACCCAACCAUUGUGGAACACUUUCCUUGUCGUUCAUGGAUUUAUGUAUCUAGUGACUACAAGUUGGAAGAGUUGUUGCAAGACAUUAUAGAUCAGAUAAAGCCUACUUCAACAGCCCCUGCUGGUUCUGGUUCUGGUUCUGCAGCUGCUGCACGGAACAUUGUCGACGAGGAGAUGAUGAGCCUCAAAGAUUUGGCCAUUCAAACCUACGAGCUUCUGAAGACUACUUCCACCAGGUACCUUGUUGUAUUUGAUGAUGUUUGCAAAACCCAAUUCUGGGAAGACAUUCAUAUGAUCUUCCCCAAUAACAAACUCAAUUCUGGUGGUGGAAGUAGGAUAAUUUUCACUACUCGCCACGAUGAAGUAGCUUUAUAUGCGAGGCCAAGUAGGCCUCCCUUUAAUUUGCGACCUCUUACCAAGGAGGAGAGUUGGAAGCUUUUCUCAAACAGAGUUAGCCUUGUGGAGGAUCAUCAUCAUCAUCACCCAUUGCAAGAAUGGGUUGAUGCAUGUGGUGGAGUACCACAUAUACUAGUGGCAUUAGCAGAAGAAUACAUUAAUAAUCACAGUCCCGAUCAUCAACUGUCAAUGACAGAUAAAAUACCAACACCACCACCUCCGAGGAGAAUUCAGGAAUUGAUUUAUAGUGACUUACCCCAUCACUUGAAAACAUGCCUCUCCUAUUUUGAUAUUUCCGAAGAAGGGUCGUAUUCCUUUUUCGAUUUUAAGGGAUUGAUAGUAGCAGAGGGCCUUGUGAAACCACCACCAUUAUCAGCAUCAGCAUCAGCAUCAGCUAUAGCUACAGUAGUUGAACUUGAAGAUAUUGCAGAAGAAUAUCUGAAUGAACUUAUUCAUAGGAAUCUGAUUGAAGUUAAAAGUAGGAGUUUCGAUGGGCGCAUAAAAGAAAUUUCCUUGUUAGAUCUCUGCAGAUCCGAGGCGGCGGUGGCAGCUACUAAAAUGAAAUUUCAACAGACUGAUCUUGGCAAUGGCUUUUAUGAAUGCAUUUUUUCUUCUGAUGAUGAUCCUCCUCCUCCAACCUUAAUAAAAGAAGAACGGUCAAAGAGGAUGAAAAAAAAAUUCAUCCAAAAAAAGAGAAAAGAACGGUCUUUGUUCAACUGGAAUUUGUACCAGCCCACAAAGACAUGGGACGGCAUAACAGGGCCAUUUUUGCAGAGGAUUUUUAAUAAUUUGGUAUCUCUUAGGGUGUUGGAUCUAAGCAUUGGCUUUUAUAACAUUCCUCGUCAAAUUGAUUUGAUUCAUCUAAGGUACCUAAGGUUGGAAAACAUAUCUGGUGAUAGUUUUAGUCGAAGAAAUUAUGUAACAUCUGCGAUCAGUGGCCUCUGGAACCUACAGUUUCUCAAAAUUAAGGGCUAUUUCACCGAAUUAGAAAUUUCUGAGAUGAAACAAUUAAGGCAUCUUUCAUCUGAUGUGUAUGUGGAAUUAUCUCUAGAAAUAGAAGAGAGGAGUGAUAGCAAUGUAGUAUUCAAGAACCUCCAAACCCUAAAAGGUUGUCCAAUUGAUUAUAUUCUUGGAGAGGAUAUCUUGUCUAAGAUGACAAAUUUAGUUACAUUGCAUUUACUUGGCGUAGUAAGAUGUGAAAAACUACUAGUCCGUGGUUUUCCCUUAUUGAAGCGCCUUCAAGAACUAAAGUUGACAGGUCAAGCUUUUAGAAGCAGCGACACCAGUCCAUACAAGUUGGAAUUAUUUCCUCCAAACAUCACCCACCUUACCCUCCAACGCACAUUCGUCCAGAGGCGAUAUGUGAUGCAGGCACUGCGGAAGCUGAAGAAUCUUCGUGUCCUCAAGUUGAAAUUUGGAUCUAUCAGUGAAAAAGAAGAUUUAGAUUUGGGAAGGGAUGGAGAUGGAGCUGGGGAAGGAGAUGGGGAUGGGGAUGGUGAUGGGUUUCUUCAGCUCAAAUUCUUGAAACUUAAAGAUUUGUUUCAGUCUGGACAGCUAAGGAAGUGGCAUAUGUCUAAGGGUGUAAUGCCAAGUCUUGAGAAGGUAGCUAUCAUAAAUUGUAAGAAUCUAGAGGGUCUCCCAUCAGCAGCUCUAGAGGUCAUCCCUACUUUGCAAGAGUUGGAGGUAGAUGCAUCCAAUGACCAGGUAUUAACAGAUGCAAGACUUAUUGAGGAACGCAUGGGAAAGGAUCGGCUUAAGCUCUCAUUGAUCCAAUAAUAUCACCAAGCUCACACUGGCCGUUUGAUCCAAUUCGUUAUUGAGCAAUUAUAAUGGGAGGAGGCUAUUCAUCCAAAAAAAAGGGAGGAGGCUAAAUACAUGACAAUCUUCAAGUACAAGUAGUAUUCAUGCAUAAGGAAUCUAUUUUACUUCAGUGCUUCUUCUGUCACUUAAAAUAAUAUUGUGGUUUUAUUUUCAUGGGAAAUGCAUUAAAGUUUGAUAUAGGUGGUAAGUCGAUCAAGCUUAAAAAUACCUAGGUUUGGCGGUAUGAUCGAUGAAUUGAUUUCUUGCUUGCUAAGAGGUAUGAUGGUUUGUCAAUUCUAUGCAGCUCUUCAAUUAUGUAUUUUAGCUACAGUUCCUUUGUAUUGCUGUUGUUGUACGUGCUUUUAUUUUAGUUAUUUAUUUAUUUA
Molecule: messenger RNA, 3190 nt
Organism: Macadamia integrifolia
Lineage: Eukaryota; Viridiplantae; Streptophyta; Magnoliopsida; Proteales; Proteaceae
Product: probable disease resistance RPP8-like protein 2
Exons: 2
Coding region: 42-2780 (912 amino acids)
Biological process (GO): defense response to other organism; protein folding
Molecular function (GO): ADP binding; alpha-tubulin binding
Source: RefSeq, a predicted model, not a curated record